ACUUCAGUCUCAAUGUAUUGAACAAAGACUUUAGUUCCCUGUUCGAAUUCUGAGUCUCGCUUUGGCGGCAUGGCAACAUUCCCAGGUAGAGCACAAGGACAGCUAGCUUUCGAUGAAUACGGAAGACCCUUUAUCAUAUUAAGAGACCAAGAGAAAAAGAAGCGCCUAUGUGGCAUACAGGCACACAAAUCGCACAUAAUGGCAGCGAAAACAGUAGCAGGGACUCUAAGAACAUCUUUGGGUCCUAAGGGUUUAGACAAACUUCUUGUUAGUCCGGAUGGAGAUGUAACUGUUACUAACGAUGGACGAACAAUUCUUGACAAAAUGGAUGUGGAGCAUGAAAUUGCAAAAUUACUUGUUCAACUUAGUAGGUCUCAAGAUGAUGAGAUAGGAGAUGGUACUACGGGUGUUGUUGUCCUCGCGGGUGCACUUUUAGAACAAGCUGAACAAUUGCUUGACAAAGGUCUUCAUCCGAUUCGCAUAGCAGAUGGCUACGAAUUAGCUGCAAAACAUUGCCUUUCCACCCUGGAAGAGAUCAGUGUUCAAUUCGAAUUUUCUAUCGAAAAUCGAGAACCUCUCAUCAAAACUGCUAUGACUACUCUUGGGUCAAAAAUAGUCAACCGUUGUCAAAGAAUGUUUGCCGAAAUGGCAGUCGAUGCCGUUUUAUCAGUUGCUGACUUGCAACGUCGUGAUGUGGAUUUUGAACUCAUCAAAGUCGAAGGAAAAGUUGGUGGUAGACUUGAAGACUCAUUGUUGGUGAAAGGUGUAAUUGUUGACAAGGAUUUUUCUCAUCCUCAAAUGCCGCGUUCAGUAGAAAAUGCCAGACUGGCAAUUCUUACGUGCCCUUUUGAACCACCUAAACCAAAAACAAAACAUAAUUUGUUUGUAAGCUCCACCGAGGACUACCAUAAGUUACGAGAUUACGAACAAAAGAAGUUCGAGGAAAUGGUAAAAAGGGUCAAGGACACUGGUGCUAACUUGGUUAUUUGUCAAUGGGGUUUCGAUGAUGAAGCUAAUCAUUUACUUUUACGUGAGAAGCUACCCGCUGUUCGCUGGGUUGGUGGUCCUGAAAUCGAGUUGAUUGCCAUUGCCACCGGUGGAAGAAUUGUCCCCAGAUUUGAGGAGUUAACCAAGGAAAAACUUGGGAAGGCGGGUGUGGUACGCGAACUUUCAUUUGGCACUACCAAAGAACGUAUGCUUGUAAUUGAGCAGUGUGAAAACUCAAAAGCAGUGACCUGUUUUAUACGCGGUAGUUCUCGAAUGAUUGUGGACGAAGCAAAACGUUCUUUACAUGAUGCUCUUUGUGUUGUUCGCAAUUUGGUUCGCGACUCUCGAGUUAUUGCUGGAGGUGGUGCCUGCGAAAUCGCGUGUUCCUUGUCAGUUGCUGCUGAAGCUGACAAAGUUGAAGGUCUUGAGCAAUAUGCUAUGCGAGCGUUUGCUGAUGCUUUAGAGGCUAUUCCAAUGGCUUUAGCUGAGAAUUCAGGUUUGCCACCAAUUGUUACAGUUUCUGAACUAAAAGCACGGCAACUGUGCGACCAUAAUCCUCGUCUUGGAGUAGACUGUCUGAAUGUUGGUACUAAUGAUAUGUAUCAUCAAAACGUCCUCGAAACGUUAAGUUCCAAGCGCGCUCAAAUCAUGCUAGCUGUUCAACUUUGCAAAAUGAUAUUGAAAAUUGACGAUAUUCGUGUUUCUGUGGAUGAACUAUAAACGUUGCUUUUAGGUUUGGUUUUGUUAUCAAUGUGUAAAGUUUUGUUUGUGAUCGAAUAUAAGUGCCGAACUU
Messenger RNA from Schistosoma bovis, 1780 nucleotides. The record is from the annotation of a GenBank genome assembly. Lineage: Eukaryota; Metazoa; Platyhelminthes; Trematoda; Strigeidida; Schistosomatidae.